Trichoderma reesei QM6a is the source of this 762-nucleotide messenger RNA. It is a transcript of the gene hh3, whose product is annotated as histone H3. The record is from RefSeq and is a predicted model, not a curated record. NCBI's taxonomy places the organism in Eukaryota, Fungi, Ascomycota, Sordariomycetes, Hypocreales, Hypocreaceae. The coding region runs from base 80 to 490 and encodes 136 amino acids. Gene Ontology annotation, molecular function: structural constituent of chromatin; protein heterodimerization activity; DNA binding. The transcript has 2 exons. Gene Ontology annotation, cellular component: nucleosome. Gene Ontology annotation, biological process: rRNA transcription.
CUUUUUCUCGCCCUUCUUCCCCACCACAGUUUCAUCACUACAAACAACAACACCAAACAAUCACACAUCAUCAUUCACAAUGGCCCGCACCAAGCAGACCGCCCGCAAGUCCACUGGUGGCAAGGCUCCCCGCAAGCAGCUUGCCUCCAAGGCUGCCCGCAAGAGCGCUCCCUCCACCGGAGGUGUCAAGAAGCCUCACCGUUACAAGCCCGGUACCGUCGCUCUCCGUGAGAUUCGACGAUACCAGAAGUCGACUGAGCUCCUGAUCCGCAAGCUCCCCUUCCAGCGUCUGGUCCGUGAAAUCGCCCAGGACUUCAAGAGCGACCUCCGCUUCCAGUCGUCCGCCAUCGGCGCCCUCCAGGAGUCUGUCGAGUCCUACCUCGUCUCCCUCUUCGAGGACACCAACCUGUGCGCCAUCCACGCCAAGCGUGUCACCAUCCAGUCCAAGGACAUCCAGCUCGCCCGCCGCCUCCGCGGUGAGCGCAACUAAGCGAAGCCCAGCGAUGACUUUGUUUUCACCAACUUCUGGGAAGGGGAUACAACGGACGUUGAGGGUCAUGACUUUCUGCUUUUCAUCACAAUGAGUGUUUCUGGGGUCACAAAGGGAUAAUCAAGGCGUUCACAAAUGAGAUGUUUUUUUAACCUGCUUUACUAUUCCCCAUUAUGGUUCGGAAUGUAUAUUACCAGUGCAGUUUCAGGGAAUAAACGCACUGCAUCAAUGCGAAACGAGGCUUUCACGGCCUCUAGUUUUCACAAUCUUUG